UGAUGUUACACGGAGACAAUUUUAUAUGGAUUUGGGGAGGUUAUAUCUGCCGAACUGCCGGUGUCAUCUGAGCGGGAGGCACUUAGCUAACAACGAACCCCUCACGCACCUCUCUUCCAACACCCUGGAUUCAGCCUAGUGUGAGGAGAGCCGAUCAAGCAAGCAACACAAUCGUAUAGGUCGCCGCGUCGCAUCAACUCGGUAAAAGAUUCCGACGGCGAGUUCCAACACUCAACAUUGGUGGCCGGAAUCCUUCUUUAACCAGGGCAUGGGAAAGAUCAACCUCUGCCCCCAAGGUGUGUCUCCAAGGUACCAUACGAUCAAAGAUUUUAUUCAAGUGGAAGAGGGCACGGUCAAGAUGAUUGGCACUAUCAUUCUUGGCUUGGUCCUUGCCCUUGCCUUGUCAUUCUUUGGGCUCUCCUUUCCAGCGCUGCGGCAGCGAUGGAGGCUUCAUGCACACCGCUCACAGCUCCCUCCAGGACCCAAGACCAUCAAGACCGGUAUUCGAAAGCCAUGGCUCUGGUUCCAAGAACUGAGCAAGGAAUACGGCGAUGUUGUCUACCUCCAGAUGGGACCGACCCCGACCAUCAUCUUGGGUUCCGCCCAGGCAGCCUGGGACCUGCUUGAGAAGCGUGGAGCUAUCUACUCGUCCCGCCCACGAUUCAUCAUGGGCGGCGAGCUCUUGUCUGGAGGCAUGCGAGGUCUCAUGGCUCCCUAUUCGGCUUUUUGGAGGCGUUGGCGUAAAGCCUUACACAACGGCUUCAUGCAGCGCCAAAGUGAAUCUUACCGGCCUAUCCAAAACCUCGAGUCCAAGGUCCUGAUGCACGACUUGCUCACGAACCCCAAGGAGUUUCGGACCCAUUUUGAGCGUUAUGCUGCUUCUGUCAUUGUGACAGUCACGUAUGGGCGAAGGGUUGAAGAUGUUCGGACUGAUGCUGUGGUGCGGGCCAAUGCUGAGUCUAUGGGCCGUCUAACCUCUGUCAACAUCCCAGGCAAGUUUGCCGUAGAACGAUAUCCGGCCCUCCAGUAUUUGCCGAGCAUCUUUGCGCCAUGGAAGGCCGAAGUGCUGAGGCAACGGCAAAAGGAUGUCGACAUGUAUCUCGGUCUCGUGAACGAGGUCAAAGACAAGAUGAAGCGAGGCGUAGCAGCAGACUGCUUUACCACGUACCUGAUCAACGAGCAGAAGAACCAUGGCAUGAAUGACCUUGAGCUGGCCUAUGCUGCUGGUUCACCGUUUGGUGCUGGAGUUGAGACGUCCGCCGGCUCCCUAGCCAGCUUCCUCCUCGCCUGCGUCAAGUUUGGCAAGGACUUUAUCCCCAAGGCCCAGGCCGAGCUGGAUAGAGUCGUUGGUAAUGAUCGGGUACCGACUUUCGAAGAUGUGGCAUCACUCCCGUAUGUCGCUGCUAUCGUCUCGGAAACGCUGCGGUGGCGGCCUAUUGCUGUUCUUGGGGGCACACCACAUGCCAGUAUCGCGGAUGAUACGUAUAAGGACAUGUUUAUACCGAAGGGGAGCACGGUUAUUGCGCCUCUUUGGAGUAGUGAGUGCUCAAGCUCUUUUUACUUUCUUUCUUUUCCUCUUUAUAUCUCGUUUCAUCCUGCCCUUUUCCUUAUUCUUCUGGUCCGGUUGGCUUCUCGUUCUUCUAUCGCUCGAUUGUCAUCCAUCCUUUUUUUCUCCGUGAUUGUAGGAUUGUGGUUCCUUUUAUCCUUGUCUCUCCCCUACUUUAUUGAUUUUUUUAGUGCUUCUUUUUUAUCCGUCUUUUCUCUUGUUAUUUUUCUAUUAAUAUCUCCUGUUUUCUUCUUCUUCUUGUUUUUUUUUGUUUCCGUAUUCCAUAACCGCUAGCUUCAUGUGGCCGUCAAGGUACACUCACAUGCUCCGCCAGGGUCAGUCUCUGGUUCUGGGACUUCGGAGGUUCCCGUUACCCUCUCUCCUUUGUUGUCCUUCUCUUCUUCAACGCAAUCUUUUCGUUCUCAGUUAGCCAAGUAGUACAGCCAUCACCUCGCAAUCGUACCCAUCUUGCUAC
Molecule: messenger RNA, 2021 nt
Organism: Neurospora tetraspora
Lineage: Eukaryota; Fungi; Ascomycota; Sordariomycetes; Sordariales; Sordariaceae
Product: cytochrome P450
Exons: 4
Coding region: 269-1840 (523 amino acids)
Molecular function (GO): monooxygenase activity; iron ion binding; oxidoreductase activity, acting on paired donors, with incorporation or reduction of molecular oxygen
Source: RefSeq, a predicted model, not a curated record